CUUUUUUCUUCAUAGUUCAAUAAUUAAAUUUUUGUAAACAAACCACUUAAUCUUAUAAACUCUUUCGAUAAAAACUCUAUGCGAAAUUAAAAUAUCCAAACUCAAUUCUUACAUGAGCUAUGAAAGUCCACGCAUCAACAAACAAAGGUAACCUCAGCAAGGAUACAUUACUCACAAAAAAGGCAUCUAAAGUCAAAUUGGUCCAAAAGUCACUCUCUUCUCCUGGCUCAAAUAUCACAUCAGACAACUCCAAUGCUUUUCUUUCCUCUUCCCAAAAGCCAAUAAAAAAGAAAUCACAAACCAACAUUCGCCUAAACGCUAACAUGAACAAUGAACGACCUGUAUUGCGUAUGAGCGCCUCUUCUUCUCGAUUUGGCAAGAAGCAUCUUUUACCAACCUGGCUAGUAGGUCAUGCUGGCGUAGAAUAUAGUAGUACAACACCAAGCAGUCCUACUUCAUUUCGUUCAAACACUAACUCAAACAAUUCUUCGCCUACUUCAGCUAAAGCAUCUACUGUGUCAAAAGCCAGCACUGAAAUGGACUUGAAUGAAUUACAAGUUGUAUUUGAAAAGCUGCUUGAUGAAUUGAAUAUGAAGGAUACUCAUCGAGAAAAACUUCGUAAAUUACCCACUGACCGCAAACUCUACUUGCUUCAACAAAAUCAGCACAUAAAAGAUAGUGAUACUUCAAAGAAACCCACAUUGCCAUCUUCAAACUCAAGUGCUUCUAUAUUUCAACCUAAAGCUUUACGGCAAAAAGCAAUGAAGCGCAGCGAGGCAUCAUCUCGCAUUUUUAAUAGCCAAGCAAGUACCAAACCAACUAAACAAGCCUCCGAAGAUGGGGCCCGCAAAUCACUUACAUCAUUUCUGAUUUCGACUGAUUAUGAAGACCCUAUCACCAACGUCAAAAAAUCGGAUGUAGUUUCGUCUCCUUAUUCUUUAAAAGAUAACUCAAAAGCUAAUUCCAAUCCAGAAAGCCCAAUGAUGAGCACACGAGCCGCCCUUUAUAAGUUUUCGCGGAGAAAUCUAGGAGAAAACCGAUCUAUUGUAGGCUCAAUGGUCUUGGAAUUUAAUGCACUUGCUCACAAGGCAGAAGAAACUGGUGAUGAAUCAGAUGCAUGGCUAUUGCUCGAUAACAAGACUCUAUCGAGACAAUACUUGAACAGUAGUACUACACGAACCAAUCAUGUUGCACAACGGCCAUCUGUCAGCUCUAUUUUUCCUUCUACAAGUGCCUCAAUAACUAAGCCUUUGUCGCCUACUGUAGAACCAUCAUUGUCUAGUUCAAUAUUGACAAAUAGUCAAGCCUAUCAAAUGUUAACUAAAGAAGAUUCUCUAAAACGUCGUGACCGCAACAGCCCUUUUUAUUAUGUAGAGCGUCUAAAAAGCAGAAAUACAAACACAGAUGCAUUGACAAAACAUUUAACUUCAUUAAGAAUAACGUUGGCUACAGGUACUGUUUCUUGGAUCAAUGAGUUUCUUUCAAGACGUCAUGGCGGUCUUAUUGCACUCGAAAAUGUUCUUGAGAAACUACUUCAGAAGAAACGCAGGAAAAAGAAUGGAAGUAAACUGACCGAAAUCGAAGAGCAAUGCCUGAUUGAGUGCAUAAAAUGCAUACGGGUCCUAUUGAAUACAAAAUCGGGCCUUCAACAAGUGCUUAUGCGUCCUGUGGUGCUCCACCAGCUACUUGUUGCAUUAUUCGUAUGUUUGGCGUCUAUAUCCGCUUUACGACUUGCCAUACCUUUUAGCUCAAGUGAUGUUGUCAAAAGCUCGCCAUCUACCAAUUCAAUAAGCUCAUAUAUAUUGCCUUCAUUUUCCACAAAUAGUACGAAUACACCUACACCUUCGAGAUCCAGCUCUCAUUUUACAAAAGAAGAUGCAAAGGAUAGCGAGGCAAUUGAAAUAUCUUACAAGAUUUGUAUCAUCAUUUUUGAAAUAUUUUCAGCACUUUGUCUCGUAUCUACAGCAGGUUAUGAUGCUAUGAUUGCUGUUUUGUCUCAGAUCAAAGACGAGCAAUACCGAUUUGAGCGCCUUGUACAGUCUCUACAUGAUCUUGGUGUCACUCAUUCAUCAACCGAAAAGAAAGUAGUCGGCAACUUUUCCACAUUGAUUGAAGAACAGCAAGAACCAUUGGCUUUUGAUUGUGCAGCAGCUGCUUUAAGCAUGUUUAACAAUAUCGUACACACGCCCGAUACAGUUGAAAAACGAAACGCAUUGAGAAGUGAAUUAGAACGUAGAGGCUUUGAAGAACUCAUUAGAUGCCUUUACCAAAAGAGACAUAUGCUUCCCAAUGCAUUGGAAGAACAAGUAACCAUCUAUCUUCAGCAAAAACGACUUGAUCAAGAGAAAUCAAGUGCUAUGGAAAAGAACAAGAGACAAAGUAUCUUACAGCUUCAACCUAGUGACAUGGUGGCUUCUGCAUUAAAUUUUUUUUCUCAGGAUCCUGAAUUAUACUGUCUUGUCGUAGAUAGUAUUAGCGAGAUUAUCACCAUAGGAUCAGAUCAAAUAUCAACUAACAGGAAUUUUGUUCAAGAUAUCUGGAAUAUCAUAAAUUUGUUUUCCAAGAGUCUAAAGAGUCUUCAUAAUGAAAAUCAGUUUCAGACCAUGUUACAGCAGUUUAUGGUCUCUAUUCAGCCUAUCGUUGGCAAAAUCUCUGAAAAAGAGCAGAGAGAAAUAUCCAUCGACCAUGCUACUACAUCUGCUACUGCAACUAGUAACAGUAACAAUUCCGAAGAUAUAGAAGGUUUACGAAAUAUGGUAGAUGAACUUAAAGAUAACUUUAUCAGAAGCCAAGAUGCAGCUACAAAAAUUCGUCGAGAAAAGAAUGAGUUGUUGAUGAAAAUGUCAAAGGUACUAGCUGAUGUCAAGGAAAGAGAUGAUCGAAUCGCAGCUUUGGAAGCCGAAGUAAAGCAAGGCAAAUCAUCAGAACAAAAAUCCACCAACAACAUAGGGUCUUCUGUUUCAUUGUCCUUACCAUCACCAUCAUCUUCUUAUGCACCACUUCCACCACCUCCACCUCCACCUCCACCUCCGCCUCCGCCUCCGCCAUUCAUACCUGCCAUGUCAUUUGUUAUGGAGCGAAAAAAACUCGCUCCAAGCGAUGCAUCUGAUCGAAACUCUCGAUAUUUACAUCCGCUCGCAUUGAACUUAUGUUUUCCCAAUUUGAAGUCUUUGCAUAAAAACACUUCAAACCAGUCAAACGACAUCAUAACAUCUACAUCUAACGAUAAGGAACCCAUCGAACCAAGCGAAGAAGAUGUAUUGAAUUCACAACGCAUAGCGCAAUCAACAUUUCCUCUUGUCAUGAAACAGUUUUUCUGGUCAAAGCUAUCUGUAGACAAGAUAGAAAAUACCAUUUGGGACGAAAUUCUUAAGUCUCCUGGUUUAACUUCCAACUAUGAAAGUAGUAACGGUAGUAUUAGCAGUAGUAGUACUAUCACUGACGAAGAAGAACUCGAUGAGUAUCCAGUUCAGUUGGAUACGGUUGAACUGGAACGUUUAUUUAAAAAAGGAAGCAAUUCGUACAAUACAGCAGCUAUAUCUAUGAAUCCAAGCAUCAUUCGCAAACAGAAUACAAUUACUUUAUUAGAGUUCAAUCGCGCCAAUAAUAUUGCUAUCAUGUUGGCCAGAAUCAGACUUCCUUAUCCAGAUAUUCGAGAUGCCAUUUGGAAUAUUGAUGAUCAUAUCUUAAGUAUAGAUAAUCUGGUAGCUAUUCGACAAUAUAUCCCCACUAAAGAAGAAGUUGAGAUCGUCAAAGAAUACCAAGGUGAUGUAGAUAUGCUUGGCAAUGCAGAGCGCUAUUUUCGAUCCAUUAUGUAUAUUCCUCGGUUGGCUGACCGUGUGAGCUGCAUGAUUUUCCGUCGUCGAUUUAAGCAUGAACUGGAAGAAAUCUUACCUCAGCUUGAUGUGAUUCAAAUGGCUAUGAAUGAGCUCAGACAAAGCGCACGAUUCAAACAUCUAUUAAAGACUGUCCUGGCCAUUGGUAACUAUCUCAAUUCUGAAACUAUCCGAGGAAAUGCUUUCGGAUUUCAUUUGGAUGCUUUAUUAAAGAUGCGAGAUACAAGAGCAGAAGGAGAAGGGAACAGUAAUGUGCCUACGUUGCUGCAUUAUUUAGUGUACUUUUUAUCAAAGUCCGAUGACGAUGUCGUCAAUUUCAAGCAAGAUAUUUCUCAUUUACACACAGCGGCAAAAUUAUCACCUGUGACACUCUUUGCCAGUGUAAAUGCGCUUAAUGGUGGCUUAAUACAAGUCAAGGACGAGUUGCAUAUGAACAGAAGAAAGAAAACGUCAGAACUUCAGAUAGAUCGAUUUGCUGAAGCAAUGGAAGAAUUCUUAUUGGAAGCAGAGCCUGUGAUUGAUGAUCUCAAAAAAAUGACAAGAGACAUGGAAGAAGAUCUGAAAGAUUUGGUUGUAUAUUAUGGUGAAGAUCCCAGCACAAUUAAGCCAGAAGAAUUCUUUGAUAUCAUCUCGACUUUUUCAAAAUCUUUUGAGGUACGUGUAUCCUAAUUACUAUUUUAAGCAAUUUCAUGAAAACAAACAAAUCUGUCUAUAGAAAGCCCAAAUCGAAAUCCAUGAGGCAAGAGAAAGAGC
Messenger RNA from Gilbertella persicaria, 4589 nucleotides. RefSeq lists its product as uncharacterized. Lineage: Eukaryota; Fungi; Mucoromycota; Mucoromycetes; Mucorales; Choanephoraceae. Bases 120 to 4505 code for a protein of 1461 amino acids. The transcript is spliced from 10 exons. The record is from RefSeq and is a predicted model, not a curated record. Gene Ontology annotation, biological process: actin cytoskeleton organization. Gene Ontology annotation, molecular function: small GTPase binding; actin binding.